Messenger RNA from Cavenderia fasciculata, 2364 nucleotides. RefSeq lists its product as uncharacterized. The record is from RefSeq and is a predicted model, not a curated record. The transcript is spliced from 5 exons. NCBI's taxonomy places the organism in Eukaryota, Evosea, Eumycetozoa, Acytosteliales, Cavenderiaceae. The coding region runs from base 1 to 2364 and encodes 787 amino acids.
AUGACAACAACAAAAGAGUUUCUUGAAAGGGUUGAACAAAUACAAACAGAGAUUGGUACUAAUUUCAUUUUUAGCAACAAUAACAACAAUAAUAAUACAAGAUUAAAGAUACAACUAUCACAACAUCCAAAGAUUGAUAUAUUAAAAUAUGUUUAUAUGGUUUGUCAAUUAAAUGUAAACAACAACAACAACAACAACAAUUGGAUUAGAGAGAUAUGUUUACAAUUAAUAAAUGAUUGUCUAUUGACAAGAAGCCAAGAUUGUAUAUUAGAUGAUUUAACAAAUGAAACAAAGAUUGCAAUAAGAUCAAUGAUACUUGAUACUUUUGAAAGAAAUUUAAGGUUGGUUUGUCUAUUAUUGGUUAAUCAUUAUGAUAGUGGUCGUAAUGAUGAAGAAAUAUUUAGAAUUGGUAUCAUUAAAUGGUUUAAUAAUAGAAAUAAUAAUAAUAAUAAUAAUAUAUGCCAACAACAAUCAAUCAUUGAAUCUUUAUUAUUUGCAUUGUCAAAAGUUAAACAACCAUGUCAUUCAGUAUUGGAUAUUAUUUGGAGACUAUAUUAUAAAAAUAGAUCAUUGGGAGAAAAAGAUAUUUUAAUGUUCUUUUCAAUCUUUAAACAUUAUCAAUUUAAUGAACAACAACUAAAACAAGAGAUUACAAAUAAUAUUUAUAAUAAUCUUUUACCAAAAUCAGAAUUAUGGAAAAACAAGGAUAUUAAAUCAUUUUUCAAACAAACCAUUAGUAUUCUAUUUCAACAUGCAUAUAAUGACGAUUAUUUUAUUCCACAACAACAACAAGAUAAUUAUAAUAUUGAUCAACACUACUAUAAAUCAAAUCAAAAACCAAAACCAAUAUUUCAAUUUCUAAAAUCAAUUAGUUUAAAGGAUCAUGAAAUACUUUAUACUAUUAUUUUUGAAUAUUGUCAAAUAUUUUUAAAUUCAACAAGUUGGAAAGAGAAAUUAAUUGUACUUGGAAUAUUAAAUCUUUUAGAAUUAAAAGAAUAUACAUUUACAAACAAAUUAUUACCAAAACAAUUUAUUUUAGAUUCAAUCAUUUAUCCAUUAAUAGAUGAUCAAAAUUUACUAGUUCAAUAUGAGUUAAUAAUAUUUCUUGUAAAGAUGGCAAAUUCUAAAGGUAUUAGAGAUAUUGGGAACCAAUCAUUUUAUCAAGAUGUAAUUGAUAGAGCAUUUGAAAAAUCAUUUAAAUCAAAUCAUCCACAUCUUAUCAAACAAGUUGAAUCUUUUUUUUUCAGUUCCAUUUCAUCUUAUAAACAUCCAAGAGGUUCAAAAAUUGAUUCAAUUGUAACAACAAAAUUGGAUCCAUUUAUUAUAUCAUUAAUAUUCAAAUCAGAAAAAGAAAAUAUUUUCAAAGUGAUUAAUUUUUUUGAUGGUAUUGUAAUGAUAAAUAACAAUAGAAGAAAAUAUUUAAAUAUUAUUAUCAAUAGAAUAUUAUUUACAUCAAUGUGUGGUGAUAAACAAAUGGUUGAUAGAUUUAUAUUUUCAUAUCUUUUAGAUUGGAUAUUUGAUGGAUACAUUGGAAAGGACGUAAUCAUUUAUUUACCAUUCAUCAUGAAAAGAAUAAUAGCACAAAGAUCAAGAGAUGCGUCAAUUGAAAAUACAAUCCUAAGAUUAUGUAAACAGUUUCCAGAUAAAUUGUAUUCAUAUAUGAAUCGAUUGAUUCCUCUAUCUAUUGAAUUACAUCAAAACAAUAUAUCAGAGUAUAUCUUUAAUGGACAACCAUCAAAAGGUGAACAUAGAUAUGAUGGACACUUGUUAUUUUGUUUAUUUACAAUUUGUAGUAGUAAAAAAUAUCAAAAAAAGUCAUCAUCAAUUCAUUUACAAAUUUUAUUAGAUUAUAUUUUAAAAGGUACCUCUGAUGAUAAUAUACAAAAUGCACUAGUCAUACGAUUUAUUAGUCAGAUGAAUGGUUUGGGUGUAUUGUUUCUAGAUAAUCAAAUAAUACAAAUGAUUGGAUGGAUUAAAAAUGGAAUAGUCAAUACUCAUCAACAAAUAUUAAAUCUAAAAGAUUCAACAACACCAGCAGCAGAUACCCCAAUAUUUAAUCUUGAUCAAUUAGUUCAAGGUCAUUAUUAUUUAAUAGAUCAAAUAAUAAUAGCAACAACCAACACCUACAACUAUUUAAAUUAUAUUGAAAUAAUAACAACAAUCUAUGUUGAAAUGAUGUUGGAUGCAAUCAUCUUGAAUUCAAAGACAAGUACACAAAUGUUGGUUGCUCAACUUACCGACUUUUUUAGAAUACUCUAUCCAUUGUUUGACAAAAAAGAGUUAUCCAUAGAUGUAUUCACUAAAAAGAUAAAGAGUAACAUCAUUAAUCAUAAUACUUUGGAAUUAUUAUUAUUAGAUAAAUAA